CAGUCGUCACGUGACUAUACUUACCUGCCAUCACACACCUAGUUCCCGACAGGUAAAAGAGGUAGUUACAUUACACAGACAGCACCAGACCAGUAAACAUGCCGGGAACCGUAUUCGCAAAUGAAGACUUUGAUGCAGACGCAGCUGCCGGGAAGCUUAGGGACGCAAUGAAAGGCCUAGGUACCACAGAGACAGACAUUAUUGAGGUACUGGACAGCCAUAACAACGAACAGCGUCAAGAGAUAGCAACAGCUUUCAAACAGUCCUACGGCCUGGAUCUGAUUGAUGAGCUCAAGUCGGAACUGAGGAGUGACUUCGAAAACACCGUGAUUGCGCUGAUGACACCUCCACGUCUGUACGAUGCACGAGAGCUAAACAGGGCUAUCAAGGGAGCUGGAACUGACGAGACGGCACUGAUAGAAAUAAUGUGUUCACGUACCAACGAGGAACUGGAAGAAAUCAAAGCGGUGUACCAAACAGAGUUUGAGACAUCAUUGGAGGAAGACUUGGAUUGUGACACAUCCGGGUACUUUGGUCGUCUGAUGAUUUCCCUGGUGACUGGCGGGAGAGACACAGAUGAUGAUGUGGAUGAAGAGGCCGCCGAGGCCGAUGCACAGGAACUGUACGAGGCUGGACCCAACAGCUGGGGUACAGAUGAGUCCAAGUUCAACCAAGUCCUGUGUAGACGCAAUUUCAAUCAGUUGAAAAGAAUAUUUGAAGUGUACGCGGAAAAGUACGAGCAGACCGUGAGGGAGGCCGUCGAGAGUGAAAUCAGCGGAGACACACAAAGCGGAUAUUUGGCUUUAGUUGAUAUAGCGGAAGACAAACCUCUAUUUUUUGCCAAGAGGUUGGACAAUGCCAUGAGAGGAAUCGGUACCAGCGAUGACGAUCUCAUCCGUCUGAUAGUGUCGAGGAGUGAGGUUGACAUGCAGGAGAUCUACACGAAGUAUUACUUCAUGCAGCCUGAGGAUGAUCGCCGGACACUACGGGAGGCGGUGGAUAGCGAGUGUGGUGGAGAUUACAAGGCCAUGUUGCUGACCCUUCUUAACCCCAUAGAUUGAGGAUAUGUCUCCAGUACCAGUCGGCCUGUCAAAUUUAGAAUAGGUCAAGGGAGAGAAACCCACCAAAUUCAAUAUAACAAAGUCAUUGUGAAAAAAAAAGUUUUUUGUUACAUGAGAAUUUAAAAUCUGUACAACACUAACUUUGGUAUAAAGGAAAUAGCUGCAGCCAAUAGAAAAAGCCAAUCAGUAAAGCGAUGUGACAUUACUAUGCUUGUUCAAGUUUUGGUUAGAAACUCGGUAUUAUGUUAUGUUCCUCCCUGUGAGUGCCUCUAUUUCUGUGGUGGAUGACCAAUUGUAGUAAUUUGCUAGAAGUGUACUCAUAUUUCUGUAAAAACACAAACUAAUCGUAUCUAGCAAUUUACUUUUUUUCUGUUGCAAUAAAUAAUGUCUGUAUUCUU
Messenger RNA from Mizuhopecten yessoensis (Yesso scallop), 1459 nucleotides. Its product is annotated as annexin A13-like. Lineage: Eukaryota; Metazoa; Mollusca; Bivalvia; Pectinida; Pectinidae. Gene Ontology annotation, molecular function: calcium-dependent phospholipid binding; calcium ion binding. The transcript is spliced from 9 exons. The record is from RefSeq and is a predicted model, not a curated record. Gene Ontology annotation, cellular component: cytoplasm. Bases 99 to 1061 code for a protein of 320 amino acids.